AUGCCUAGUAUAAUAUUUCCUGUCAGUGUACCACCUAUAAGGGAAAAGUGGAAUCAAUUUGUUUUACAGAAUUCUUUGAAUCUGAACAAUAUAACAAAACAUAGUGUUCUUUGUUCAGCCCAUUUUCACCCAUCUUCAUUUCUUGAAAAUAACAACAAAAUUAAGUUUUUGAAGAAAAAUGCUGCACCAACUUUAAUAGUUUCUAGAGUUAAAUCUGCUAGGAAUGAUUAUUCAGAAAUURUAGUACCUGCUCCAGAACUAAAUUUAGUAGAACAGCAAGCAAAUAGUUCAAGUUUUGAAGUUCAAAGAAAAUUAGUCAAGAUUUCAACAAGUAAUGUAUUUGAAGAAGGAAUAUUGCCKUUAGAUGAUAGUUCUGAAGUUGACGCAUCAAUAGACCAUACAGUUCAUCAUGAUCUAGAAACUACUGCAGAAUCAGAGCAAUCUUCUAGUUUCAACAAUUCAAUUACCAAUAAACAAGUGAUUUCAAAACUAUUCUUAAUUAUUUAAACUUGUUCAUGUGUGUUUUUUGUUUUAUGUGUUGUGCGGUUGAUGGAUUCAAUUGGAGCAAUUUUCUGAUUUGAUUAUUUCAAUUACCAAUAAACAAGUAAUUUUCUUUGACCUUUGU
Messenger RNA from Diuraphis noxia (Russian wheat aphid), 625 nucleotides. RefSeq lists its product as uncharacterized. NCBI's taxonomy places the organism in Eukaryota, Metazoa, Arthropoda, Insecta, Hemiptera, Aphididae. The record is from RefSeq and is a predicted model, not a curated record.